Lodderomyces orthopsilosis Co 90-125 is the source of this 612-nucleotide messenger RNA. RefSeq lists its product as uncharacterized. The coding region runs from base 1 to 612 and encodes 203 amino acids. Lineage: Eukaryota; Fungi; Ascomycota; Pichiomycetes; Serinales; Debaryomycetaceae. The record is from RefSeq and is a predicted model, not a curated record. The transcript has a single exon.
AUGACUAAACUAUUCACUAAACUAUUUAAGCUUUCACAAUCCAAAACUGAUACCAAAGCCGUCAAGAAGUUGCUGUUGGUUCCUUACACACCUAUACCACAACAAUAUCAGCCACAAUUGGGGAAAGGCGAUUUGAAAGUAGCUGGUCUUCUUGUAAACUUGGAUCAUUUAGAUGUGUUUAAUACAAUGUGUUGUGAUGCAGUAUUGUUUUUGUUAAGUAUUUAUCAUUUAUUACAGAAUUUAAGAGAUGGAGAUGCUAUUAAAAACAUUGAAGGUGUAGAGACUGAUUUUGGGGCAAAGUUUCAUGAAAAAUUUAAACAAAUAUUGAGUCAGUUGUCAUAUGUGAACAGUAACACAUUUACUCAAGAUCAAACUGAUGAACUUCAUUUCUUAUUUAAUGACUUGAAGUACACGUGGAACGUAAUCACAGUAGCCAACAGUUUAAGGAUUGAAUUGGACGAUACAUUGAAACACAACGUGAAUGAAUAUUUCAAGAGAGUAUGGGCAUUUGAAGUGUCCGAGAGUGAUGAUCAAUUUUUGAUUGAUGUGUUUUCUGUCAGUUUAAAUGUUUGGGAGAGUAGGGUUAUUGCAUUAGUAGUUUCAAAAGAAUAG